Molecule: messenger RNA, 1385 nt
Organism: Spea bombifrons (plains spadefoot toad)
Lineage: Eukaryota; Metazoa; Chordata; Amphibia; Anura; Pelobatidae
Gene: HAUS1
Product: HAUS augmin like complex subunit 1
Exons: 9
Coding region: 165-1025 (286 amino acids)
Biological process (GO): centrosome cycle; spindle assembly
Cellular component (GO): HAUS complex; cytosol
Source: RefSeq, a predicted model, not a curated record
AUAUGGCGUAAUCGCAAGGAUAGCUCGCUUGACAGCCUCUCAGCCUAUUGGACCAUCUGUCGCGCUCGAGCUUGUGGCGAAGUUGGUUUCUGAUUUGCUGCUCUUUUCGUCACGUGCCCAUUGAAGUUCUGGCGCGAGCCGGGGAACGAAGUACGGUCGGAGGGAUGGAAGACAAGAGCGCCAAGAUUGUCGCUUGGCUGAGGAAGAUGUACGGCGACCGGCCGGUGCCGCAGUACGAAGUAAACUCCAGGAACGUAGAGAUCUUGUACCAGCUGGCGGAGUGGAAUGAAACGCGGGAUCGGGAUUUAUCUCUGGUCACUCAGGACCUAAAACAGAAGUCCGCGGAGGUCCAAGCAGAAGCAAAAUGCCUGCAGGAUCUGCUUACAGACAGUCUGGGUCCCUCCUACAUGAACCUCUCGCGCAUGGGCAACAACUAUCUCAAUCAGUUAGUUGAUAGCUGUCUGGCCCUUGAACUAAAGGACUCCUCGUUGGCGAGUUACAUCCCUGCUGUGAAUGAGCUGAGCGCGGAGCUGGUGGCGAUAGAGGCGAGCAACGAAGAAAUGGAGUUAGAAUUAACCAACUUGAGGAAAAAACUGACUGAAGCUUUAGUGCUGGAAAAAUCCUUAGAAGAGGAUCUGAAGAAGGCGGAAGAACAGUGCAACUUUGAGAAGGUGAAAGUUGACGUCCGUUCCCAAAACAUGAAGAAAUUGAAAGACAAAUCAGAAGAAUAUAAAUACAAAAUCCAGGCUGCCAAAGACCAGCUUGCGGCUGCUGGUAUGGAGGACUCGCUCAGCCAUCGGUGUCUCGUUUCGCUGUCCGAGACGCUGUCCGGACUUAAAGAGGAAUCCACGGCCACGAAGGAGAAGCUGAAAUCUUACCUGGACCUAACGCCUAACCCGUCGCUCGUUAAAGUGAAGAUCGAAGAAGCAAAGAGAGAUCUGAAAGCCACUGAGGCAGAACUAACGGCCAAGGUGAACACGAUGGAGUUUGUGUUACCGGAGCAGAACAAGAGGAGAUUGAACUGAGUUUGAUUACCCGGCUUCUCGCUGAACGGCUAAUAGCCCCCAGUAUCGUUUAUCCUCGCGCGCUGCUCAUAAGAACCGAUUCCUACUACACGAUCAGCGAUGUCUAGAAUGUCAUCAUUGUAGCGGAGUCCAUGCCUCGAGGGGUCAGGGCUGUUUUGGUGGGAUAAGGGGGAUGUACAUUAUAUUAGGCAGAUGGUCGUGAUCUUCAGAAAGUACAAUUUAGACAAUUUCACGUUUGUUUUUUUACAUGAAUAUAUGUAUUAUAGUAUUUUGAUGAACUGAACUGUUUUGAGGACACAUAGUAAAAUAUUAGAAAAUGUUUUUUUUUUCUUCAACUAAAAUAAUAAAUUGUUAUGAUUA